Messenger RNA from Nycticebus coucang (slow loris), 1857 nucleotides. It is a transcript of the gene MPI, whose product is annotated as mannose phosphate isomerase. The record is from RefSeq and is a predicted model, not a curated record. Gene Ontology annotation, molecular function: zinc ion binding; mannose-6-phosphate isomerase activity. Gene Ontology annotation, cellular component: cytosol. Lineage: Eukaryota; Metazoa; Chordata; Mammalia; Primates; Lorisidae. The coding region runs from base 55 to 1365 and encodes 436 amino acids. The transcript is spliced from 8 exons. Gene Ontology annotation, biological process: GDP-mannose biosynthetic process; carbohydrate metabolic process.
GCCGCGGGGCUGCCGGGAAGGGCAUACGUGCAAGCGAAGUCCAGGACCUCGAGAAUGGCUUCUCCGAGAGUGUUCCCACUUUCCUGUGCCGUUCAGCAGUAUGCCUGGGGGAAGAUGGGGUCCAGCAGUGAAGUAGCACAGCUGCUGGCCAGCAGUGACCCACUAGCCCAGAUUUCAGAGGACAAGCCUUAUGCAGAGGUGAGACCCGGGCUGUAUUUCAGCCCACCUUACCUGCAGUUGUGGAUGGGGACACACCCCCGGGGAGAUGCCAAGAUUCUUGACAACCGGAUCACACAGAAGACCUUAGGUCAAUGGAUUGCUGAGAACCAAGACUGCUUGGGCUCAAAGGUCAAGGACACCUUUAAUGGCAACCUGCCCUUCCUCUUCAAAGUGCUCUCAGUUGAAACAGCCCUGUCUAUCCAGGCACACCCUAACAAGGAGCUGGCAGAGAAGCUGCACCUUCAGGCUCCACAGCACUAUCCUGAUGCCAACCACAAACCAGAGAUGGCCAUUGCCCUCACCCCUUUCCAGGGCUUAUGUGGCUUCCGGCCUGUGGAGGAGAUUGUAACCUUUCUGAAGAAGGUGCCUGAAUUCCAGUUCCUGGUUGGAGAUAAUGCAGCAACACAGCUGAAGCAGAGCAUGAGCUGUGACUCUCAGGCUGUAGCCUCUGCUGUGCAGAACGGUUUCUCCCACCUGAUGAAGAGUGAGAAGAAGGUGGUGGUGGAGCAGCUCAACUUGUUGGUGAAGCGGAUAUCCCAGCAAGUGGCUGCUGGAAACAACGUGGAGGAUAUCUAUGGUGAGCUUUUGCUGCACCUGCACCAGCAGUACCCAGGAGAUAUCGGUUGUUUUGCCAUCUACUUCCUGAACCUGCUUACCCUGAAGCCAGGAGAGGCCAUGUUUCUGGGGGCCAAUGUGCCCCAUGCCUACCUAAAAGGAGACUGUGUGGAGUGCAUGGCAUGUUCAGACAACACAGUGCGUGCUGGCCUGACACCCAAGUUCAUCGAUGUGCCAACUCUGUGUGAAAUGCUCAAUUAUACUCCCAGCGCCAGCAAGGACAGGAUCUUUCUGCCAACACGGAGUCAGGAAGACCCCUACCUCUCCAUCUAUGACCCCCCUGUGCCAGACUUCACCAUUAUGAAGAUGGAGGUCCCUGGCUCCAUGAUUGAAUACAAGGUCUUGGCACUAGACUCUGCCAGCAUCCUCCUGAUGGUGCAUGGAACAGUGACAGCCAGCACACCCACAGCCCAGACAACAAUCUCCCUGCAGCGUGGUGGGGUCCUCUUCAUUGGGGCCAAUGAGAGUGUCUCACUGAAGCUUACUGAGUCUAAGGACCUGCUAAUAUUCCGUGCCUGCUGCCUGUUAUAGAGGCUGCAGCCUCCUUAGCUGUCCCCUGUCAGUCACCCCAAAUCCUGGCUGACCACUUCCUCAGGCCCAGCCCAAGCCCCUUUCCCUUAUCUGGACUCCCCAGGUACUUCCUGGAAGAGUGAGCUUGUAGGUAGUGACACCCGAGUAUACCUAGGCGGAACCAUGUUCUCUGGGGAGGAGGGACCCACAUGAGGGGCCUGAUACUCCUUGUACCUGCUAUCACUGCUUGCCACACCUGAGCCAGGCUCUUUCCAACUCUAAAGGCAGCAGCUCUGCUCCAGCCUGUAGCACUAGGCUAUCUGGUGAAAUCUGUGACGUUAGUGUGUCAGAGCAAGAGACAGGGUUUCUAAGGACAGGGUUCUUGCCCUAGGACUGCCUGUUUCCUAGGCUGCAGAAAAGGAAAGGGCAGCCUGGUGGAAUGAUGUGACUUACAUUUCUUGCUCUGUCAAAGCAAUUAAAGGUCACUUGUGUUGUGGCUGUUGGGUAAAAACA